UGAGCAGCUGAAGUGGUCUGACCUUGAAUACCUUAAAUAGCAGCUCUGGCUAAGUGUUUGAACUUUUAAACGAGCUUUUGUGUCAUAGAUUAUAGUGUGCUGUUAUAGAAUGGCUGAGAAACUCCAAGCACUGAAGCAGCAGGUCUGCACUUCCAUUGAUGAUGCCAAGAACAAACUCCAUCAGUUAGGAGAUGCGAUCUGGCAUUGCCCAGAACUUGCAUAUGAGGAAAGACAAGCGCAUGAUACUCUGGUUCGCUUUUUCACACAGGAGAAAGGAUGGACGGUGGAGGCACACUACAAACUAGACACAGCUUUCCGGGCCACAUGGGGACCAGUAGGUGGUGCAGGUGUUGGGUCUGUGGUUAAUGUUGGGUUUCUGUGUGAGUAUGAUGCUCUGCCCUCUAUAGGCCACGCGUGUGGCCACAACCUGAUUGCGGAGAGCGGAGCUGCGGCAGCGUUUGGCCUGAAGGCCGUCCUGGAGUGUGGGGAGGCGUGGCCUGUGCCAAUCAAGGUAACUGUGUUGGGGACUCCAGCAGAAGAGGAUGGAGGCGGGAAAGUGGAUUUGCUUCGAGAAGGAGCUUUCGAGGACCUGGAUGUGGUGUUUAUGGCUCAUCCCACUCAGAAGAACGCCACCUUUCUACCAGCCAUGGCUAUACAAGGUAUGCAGGUGAAGUACCGCGGCCGUGCGUCUCAUGCGUCAGCGUAUCCCUGGGAAGGAAUAAAUGCUCUAGAUGCAGCUGUCAUGGCCUACAAUAACAUCUCCGUUCUGCGCCAGCAGCUCAGACCUGACUGGAGGAUCCAUGGUAUCAUAAAGCAUGGCGGCGUGAAACCCAACAUCAUCCCCGACUACAGCGAGCUGGAGUAUUACUUGCGCACGUCCUCGCACCGGGACCUGCCCAAUAUCAAAGCCAAGGCAGAGGCCUGCUUUCGUGCUGCUGCUCUCGCCACAGGAUGCGAGGUUGAGAUCAAGUUUGAUAAGAACGAGUUUUAUGAAGUCCUGAGGAACCGCACUCUGGAAGAUCUGUUCGAGGAGAACGGGAGAGCUCUUGGCAUGAAGUUCACCAACGAGGGCUUUUCAGGCUCUACAGAUUUCGGGAACGUGAGUCACGCUGUCCCAGGGAUUCACCCUUAUUUCUACAUCGGCUCCGAGGCACUGAAUCAUACUGCGGAAUAUACAGCUGCUUCCGGUGCAGAUGAAGCUCAGUUUUAUACUCUUCGCACUGCCAAAGCUCUGGCGAUGACGGCGCUGGAUGUGAUCUUCAGCCCGGGAGUGCUGGACAAAAUCAAACAGGAGUUUAGAGAGGCCAAGCUGCAAGAGGAGAGAAAUUAAUGCAGGAGAAACAUGGAGAAAUGCAGACAAAUGACAGCUGAAGGGUCUAAUACUCCUUAUAGUGACUGAUAUCUAAUUUCUUUAUAUACAGUGGGGCAAAAAAGUAAUUAGUCAGCCACCAAUUAUGCAUUGUGCAAUAUAUACGUUAUAUACCCUUUGUUGACAGAGAUCAAACGUUUUCUGUAAGUCUUCACAAGGUUUUCACACACUGUUGCUGGUAUUUUGGCCCGUUCCUCCAUGCAGAUCUCCUCUAGAGCAGUGAUGUUUUGGACUUUCACAGACUUUCAACUUUCAAGAUUUUCUAUGGGGUUGAGAUCUGGAGACUGGCUAGGCCACUCCAGGCCCUUGAAAUGCUUCUUACGAAGCCACUCCUCCGUUGCCCGGGCGGUGUGUUUGGGAUUAUUUUCAUGCUGAAAGACCCUGCCACGUUUCAUCUUCAAUGCCCUUGCUGAUGGAAGGAGGGUUUUACUCAAAAUCUCACGAUACAUGGCCCUAUUCGUUCUUUCCUUUACAUGGAUCAGUCGUCAUGGUCCAAACAGACCCAAAGGUGAUGUUUCCACCCCCAUGCUUCACAGUAGGUAUAGUGUUCUUUGGAUGCAACUCAGCAUUUUUUCUCCUCCAAACACGAAGUUCUAUUUUGGUUUCAUCUGACCAUAUGACAUUCUCCCAAUCCUCUUCUGGAUCAUCCAAAUGCUCUCUAGAAAACUUUAAAAAGGCCUUGACAUGUACUGGCUUAAGCAGGGGAACACGUCUGGCACUGCAGGAUUUGGGUCCCUGUGCGUUACUGAUGGUAGCCUUUGUUACUUUGGUCCCAGCUCUCUGCAGGUCAUUCACUAGGUGAAUCCCGUGUGGUUCUGGGAUUUUUGCUCACAGUUCUUGUGAUCUUUUUGACCCCACGGGGUGAGAUCUUGCGUAGAGCCCCAGAGUCCCACAGUUGAUUUCUUCACACCAAGCUGCUUACCUAUUGCAGAUUCAGCCUUCCCAACCUGGUGCAGGUCUACAGUCUUGUUUCUGGUGUCCUUUGACAGUCUUUGGUCUUGGCCUUAGUGGAGUUUGGAGUGUGACUGUUUGAGGUUGUGGACAGGUGUCUUUUAUUCUGAUAAGAGAUGCCAUUAAUACAGGUAACGAGUGCAGGACAGAGGAGCCUUUUAAGAAUUUGUUACAGGUCUGUGAGAGGCAAAAAUCUUGCUUGUUUUUAGGGGACCAAAUACUUAUUUUCCACCAUAAUUUGCAAAUAAAUUCUUGAAAAAUCCUACAAUGUGAUUUUCUGGAUUUUUCUUUUUCUUAUUUUGUCUCUUAUAGUUGAGGUAUACCUAUGAUGAAAAUGACAGGCCUCUCUUAUCUUUUUAAGUGGGAGAACUUGGGAGCACAAUUGGUGGCUGACUAAAUACCUUCUUGCUGUAUUUGACUGAUUAAUUUUUACAAAAUGUAGCAAUAAAAUUUUUAAUUCUUAGGAAUAUAUUUUUUUCUUUUAAUCUUGCCACUGUGUCGCUUAGUGGAAAUACACAGGGUGUUCAAAUCAAACUGGAACUUUUAAUUUAAAAAUAACAGUUGAGAGUAAAAACUCACUUUAUUUCUCUACUGUAUAUAAUCCGCUGCUACACUACUAAUGUACUUAUCCCAGUGUUUCACUAGCGCAUGGAUACCAUCAAAGUAGAAAGUUUUCUCAGUACACCGAAGCCAUGAUCAGACUGCCUGCUUCACGUCUAAAAGGCUGGCCUCCCAGGAACUCCUUUAAUGGCCCAAGCAUGUGGAAAUGACUUAGAGCAAGGUCAGAACUGUACAGGGAAUGUGGCAACGACUCCCAGUCGGGUUUCUGUAGUGUACAAGUGGUGUUUUUUUUUUAAUGGUUGUGUGUUUGAAUGGUUGUUCCCACAAACAGAUGCGUCUCUGCCACAAGUAGGUGACAAGUUCCUAGAUCUUUAAGGAUCAGGCGUUCCACGCGCUGAGUGGUCACUUGGGCGGGAUCGUCACUAACAGCCUUUUUUAAAAAAGUUUAUACCAUUUAUGUUGGACUUGGGCCGAGAAUCUUAUCACUGUAAUGUGGUUGGAGUCUUCUGUAAACGUGACGGUUUUCACAGCCGACUUGGAAACACGCAACAUUGUAUUGGAAAUCCUUCUUUAAUGAGUUUUUGAAUUCUCUCCAUUGUUUAAAUUGACAACUUAAUUAAAUGGACGUUGUGCCAUUUUUUCACUUUCAAUUGAUAUGUUUAGA
Molecule: messenger RNA, 3545 nt
Organism: Clarias gariepinus (North African catfish)
Lineage: Eukaryota; Metazoa; Chordata; Actinopteri; Siluriformes; Clariidae
Product: peptidase M20 domain-containing protein 2-like
Exons: 7
Coding region: 110-1330 (406 amino acids)
Molecular function (GO): dipeptidase activity
Source: RefSeq, a predicted model, not a curated record